Messenger RNA from Fundulus heteroclitus (mummichog), 732 nucleotides. It is a transcript of the gene pmch, whose product is annotated as pro-melanin-concentrating hormone. Gene Ontology annotation, molecular function: melanin-concentrating hormone activity; type 1 melanin-concentrating hormone receptor binding. The transcript is spliced from 4 exons. Gene Ontology annotation, biological process: behavior; chemical synaptic transmission. Bases 251 to 670 code for a protein of 139 amino acids. NCBI's taxonomy places the organism in Eukaryota, Metazoa, Chordata, Actinopteri, Cyprinodontiformes, Fundulidae. The record is from RefSeq and is a predicted model, not a curated record.
AUCUGAGCCAUUUUGGCACAAUUGUGGAUUUAUUGGUGAAACUACAUGCUUAUGGCAAAACAGCCAUAAAAAGAGUUGUAGCUUAUUUGAAGUCACCUCCGACAUUACCGUGACCUUCAGCCUUCAGAGAGAGAUGCACGAUUGUGUUUUUUCGAAGAUUUCCCACUAUUCUCCAGUGUAUAAAUAAAGCAGCUUAACGCUCAGUCACUUCAGUUGUUAGACGAGGCAACAUCAGGCAACACUGGUUUCGAUGAUGUCGGUCUACUCUCUCCUGUUUGCUAUAAUACUGUUCUCUGAGAUGAACAGCCACUUGGGCACGGUGGCCAUGCCUUCAACUCCAGCAGAAGAUGGUGGCACAGAACAAGAAAGUUUGGGCUCAAUUCUGACUGAAGAGGACAUGACUGAGGGUGCCGUGGUUCCUCUAAUGUACAGACGUAGCCUCUUGAACGACGGGACAUCCAGAGUCAUUGUCAUACCGGAAUUGAAGCUGAAGGGGCACAGCAUUCGUGGGCUGAACUUGGGCUUGAGCCAAGGCUAUCCUCUGAUCACAGAACGAAGCUUGGACCACGCAGCUGAUGAGUUCAGCUUGAAAACAAAUAAAAGGCAAAAAGACCUUGACAUGCUGCGAUGUAUGAUUGGAAGAGUAUAUCGACCCUGUUGGGAAGCUUGAGUGUCCUACGAAAGUUCCCUUCCCAUCUACUAUAUUACAAAUAAAAUGUGCCCUUGGUCAAA